This is a messenger RNA of Chanos chanos (milkfish), 2338 nucleotides long. It is a transcript of the gene alg3, whose product is annotated as ALG3 alpha-1,3- mannosyltransferase. Lineage: Eukaryota; Metazoa; Chordata; Actinopteri; Gonorynchiformes; Chanidae. The coding region runs from base 1 to 1317 and encodes 438 amino acids. The record is from RefSeq and is a predicted model, not a curated record. Gene Ontology annotation, molecular function: dol-P-Man:Man(5)GlcNAc(2)-PP-Dol alpha-1,3-mannosyltransferase activity. The transcript is spliced from 9 exons. Gene Ontology annotation, cellular component: endoplasmic reticulum.
AUGGCAGGAGGAAAGAGAAAAUCCGCCGGUCAGCCGUCACGAGUCGUGGGGUUGCUCCGUACACUGUGGCAAGAGAAGCAUUUGAUCUUGUUCAAAGCGGAAUAUACCUUCCUAGUAACUGCCGUCCUUUGGUUUUUGGAGAUAGGAAUAAACAUAUGGGUUAUUCAAAAAGUUGCAUAUACAGAGAUAGACUGGAAAGCCUACAUGGAUGAGGUGGAGGGCGUGAUCAACGGUACCUAUGACUACACUCAGCUUAAGGGAGACACGGGCCCUCUCGUGUACCCAGCUGGCUUUGUGUAUAUCUUCACUGUGUUAUACUACAUUACUGACCAUGGGGUGAACAUUAGACUGGGUCAGUAUGUGUUUGCUGUGUUCUACCUGAUCACCCUGCUACUCGUGUUCCGCAUAUACCACCGCACCAAGAAGGUGCCUCCAUACGUGUUUUUUUUCGUCUGCUGCGCCUCGUACCGGAUCCACUCCAUCUUCGUGCUGCGGCUCUUUAACGACCCCGUGGCCAUGAUGCUGCUCUUCGGCGCCAUUAACCUCUUUCUAGACUCACACUGGACUCUGGGCUGUGCCCUCUACAGUUUAGCUGUGUCUGUGAAGAUGAACAUCCUCCUCUUUGCUCCGGGACUCCUCUUCCUCCUCCUGUCAGAGUUCGGCCUGAUGAAGACCCUGCCCAAACUAACGCUGUGUGCUGUCAUUCAGCUGUUGCUGGGACUCCCGUUCCUCUUGGUGAACCCUGUUGGAUACGUGAGCAGGGCCUUUGAUCUUGGGCGUCAGUUCCUCUUUAAGUGGACGGUGAACUGGCGCUUCCUGCCGGAGUGGCUUUUCCUCAGCCGCUCCUUUCACCUCCUCCUGCUCCUGGCCCACCUCCUCACCCUCACACUGUUCGCCCUCAGGAGAUGGAAGAAGCCUGGUGAGAGUUUGUGGACUUUACUGAAAGACCCAUCUGAGAGGAAAGAAGCCACACAGAAACUGACCGCUGAUCAGACAGUGCUGGUCCUGUUCACCUCUAACUUCGUGGGCAUGUGUUUCAGUCGUUCUCUACACUACCAGUUCUAUGUCUGGUACUUCCACACCUUACCCUACCUGCUGUGGAGCGGGGGCGUGAAAAAACUCGCCCACCUGCUCAGGGUGCUGAUUUUGGGCCUGAUCGAGUUGUCCUGGAACACUUACCCUUCCACCAACUACAGCUCCGCCUCUCUGCACGUCUGCCACCUUAUAUUGCUUUUCUCAUUGUGGCUCAACCCUACAGUGCCACCCCGUGGCCCGGAGGGAGAACAGCAGUCCCAUAACAAAGCCAAACGCCAGUGAGAUGUUCCCAACCAGGGCUCGCUGCCCGGCCUUCGCUCCCUCACCUCCCUGGCCAAUCAGGAGCUCUCUCCCUGUCCCUCUCCUCUGCUCUGGGCAGGGAUUUGAAAGACACUCCUUAUGGGGUGUUGGAGGUGCACCUGCUGUUACCAACCAACUGUAUGUCCUCCUCGUGAGAGUGUGUACAGCGAGGGAGGGGACUGGACGCAGUGGAGCUGUUGCAGUUACAUGUUGUUGUUUUUUUGUUUUUUUUCUUGUUGGGGGCAGAGACAGAAAAAGGCAGAUUUCUCAGGAUUAUAAGAAUGAAUUUUACAAACUCUUGCGCAUGAGAGUGCAUAAUGUGAAUGUUAGUGUUGUGGGGGUCAGUGCUGACCUCCGAUGACCCUGUUGACCCCGGUGACCCGACGUGACCCUGUGCGACGACGGCGGCUGAGAAAAGGCUGGUGCCGUGCCGUGGCGUCGUCGCGUUCAGCAGUUACUCUGCGGUUGAUUACGCGUGUUUAUCAAAAUGCAAUACGAAAAGUUCAUACAUGUCUUUAAUUCCACAUCAGGGACUUCUUGAAGUUUACGUCUAGGUGUAGUUAAGCUAGCUUUUACAUUCGGAAACAGGUGAGGUUAAGCUAUCGUCAAAAUAGCAUGUACCCAUCCGACAUACUGUACUUAUACAGGGCACAAGGCAAAACUGUAGGCUAUCAUUUCCAGCAUUCUGUUAGCCAAUCAGACGUGAUGUAACAUUUCGCUUGGACUGUUAUGAUAAUCAUUGAAGGCUUUAAUUCAUUUUUGUAGGUUUUUUUUUGUUGUUGUUGUUUUCUUUUUUGAAUGCUAAAUUGUGUUAGGUGGAGCAGGGGACUGAGAGGCAGCAUUGAUAGAUUAUGUUUUCUGUGAUAUUUUGGUGUUGUUUGGAGUGUAGACUGACUGGUUUGAAAGGUUUUUCUGUGUUAUGAUUUGGUUGAUAUUUUGCAUGGUGUCCUCUUGAAGGCAGUUAGAGAAUGGUCCAUAGAGUCCUUUUAUGUCACAGACAUGU